Messenger RNA from Epinephelus lanceolatus (giant grouper), 8481 nucleotides. RefSeq names its product protocadherin 11 (gene pcdh11). NCBI's taxonomy places the organism in Eukaryota, Metazoa, Chordata, Actinopteri, Perciformes, Serranidae. Gene Ontology annotation, cellular component: plasma membrane. The record is from RefSeq and is a predicted model, not a curated record. Gene Ontology annotation, molecular function: calcium ion binding. Gene Ontology annotation, biological process: homophilic cell-cell adhesion.
AGUUCAUACAAUACUACUGAGACAUCUACAGCUUAGCAGACAGAUACGGUGAACCGCCUAUCCCGGCUCCUGUAAGUGAUGCUACACUGAGGCACACUUUGAUCCAACUCCAUUGGGGGGCGAUGCGCUCUCUGCAUCCCUCCUUCAAGAGUUUUUUUGGGGAGCGUGCACAACCUCGAAUCAGUCAAAACAAGUGGUUAUAAAAUAAAUUAGCUGUAAGCUGUCAAUUUUUCAUCAGAAGUCCUUUUUUUUCUUGCGCUCUUGGAUUGAAGUUUUACGCGCGGGUCAAGACGCCUUUUUGUAACGCACACGUCUAAGUUUGGUGCCAGCUGAUUUUAAGCUGGUAAAAUAAAGUAGGAAUUGCCAGGCAUGGUAGGCUAGGGAUGCAAAGUUAAUGUAAAAACACAGCUUGGAUCAAUGCGUAUCUCCGGCCGUGGGAUUGCGAGCCCAAGACACCCGAAGAGGAAUUACAGCGUCCUUUUCAAAAGUUGAUCGCUGUGCAUGAUUUAUUUUUCUCUCCUGCACAUGAGGACCACAGCUUUUUUUAGCGCAUGGAUAAGUUUUGGUAGUGGAUAACAUUUUUUUCUUUCUUUCUACUUGCAUUGCGUUUUGCUGCCGCUUCUGAUGAGGAUCCUUUCCCCCCACUUCAGUUUAAUUCAUGGCACUUCUUUUUUUGUAAAUCAGUGAUGUCUCCACGCGACGGUACUCACGGUUGAUUUUUCAUCCUGUUCGAGCGGAAAAGAGUUGCUGCUGUAGAAAGUGAAGCUCCCGUCCACUCUUGAGUAUGGACUUAGCAAGUCAGGCUCAUGCGCUGGUGGUCUUGCUCACCUGUGUGGUCGUGCUAUGCCGGGCCCAGGAGAGGGACUACACGGUGAAGGAGGAGCAGCCGGAGAACGUCCGCAUCGGGAACCUGCGCAAGGACCUGGACCUCAACCUGGACCCCAGCAUCAGGCUAUCCUCCCCGCUGCAGUUCAAGCCUGUGUACAAGACAGGUGACGUGCCUUUGGUGAGGGUGGAGGCCAACACGGGGGAGAUCUUUACCACCAAUCACAGAAUCGACCGGGAGAAGCUGUGUUCAGGGGUCUUCGCUGAGAAACGCUGCUACUAUGAGAUUGAGGUGGCCGUGCUGCCGGAUGAGAUCUUCCGGUUGGUCAAGAUCCGCUUCCUGAUCGAGGAUGUAAAUGACAACGCGCCCCUUUUCCAGUCCACUGUAAUAAACAUCUCCAUCCCGGAGAACACAGCCAUCAACACCCGAUACCCGGUGCCCUCAGCGUUUGACCCUGAUGUAGGGAUCAAUGGGAUUCAACACUAUGAACUGGUCAAGAGUGUCAGCGAGUUUGGUUUAGACAUCAUCGAGACCCCUGAAGGCGACAAGUGGCCGCAGCUCAUCGUUCAGCAGAACCUGGACCGCGAGCAGAAGGACACCUUCGUCAUGAAGAUAAAGGUAGAGGAUGGUGGCAACCCCCCCAAGUCCAGCACCGCCAUCCUCCAGGUCACCAUCUCCGACGUCAACGACAAUCGUCCCGUCUUCAAGGACAGCGAGCUGGAGGUCACCGUGCCGGAGAACGCGCCCAUGGGGACAUCUGUUGCUCAGCUUCACGCCUCGGACGCAGACCUGGGUUCCAACGCACAGAUCCACUUCGCUUUCAGCAACCAGAUCUCUGCCUCAACCAAGCGUCACUUUGCCAUCGACAGCUCUACGGGACUGAUCACUGUGAAGCAGCCGCUGGACAGGGAGGUAACUCCUGUUCACAAACUCAUCGUCCUCGCCAGCGAUGGCAGCUCCACCCCCUCCAGAGCCACAGUGAUUGUUAAUGUUACAGACGUUAAUGACAAUGUUCCCUCCAUAGACACUCGCUACAUUAUCAACCUGGUUAAUGGGACUGUUCUGCUCUCUGAAAAUGCACCUCUCAACACCAAAAUAGCCCUCAUCACUGUUACUGACAAGGAUGCAGAUCUUUAUGGCAAAGUAGCUUGCUACACUGACCAUGAUGUUCCUUUUCGGUUGAAGCCUGUCUUUAAUGAUCAAUUUUUACUAGAGACAGCUGCCCCCCUAGAUUAUGAGACGACUCGAGAAUAUGCAAUUAAGAUAGUGGCCUCGGAUAGGGGGACGCCUCCUUUGAACACUUCAGCUAUGGUUUUAAUUAAAAUCAAGGAUGAGAACGACAAUGCACCCAUCUUCCCCCAGCCGGAAAUCCAACUUUCCAUACCGGAGAACAAUGACCCCUCUACACAGUUAAUAAAAAUCAGCGCCACUGACGCAGACAGCGGACAUAAUGCUGAGAUUAUUUAUACUCUUGGCCCUGAUGCGCCUGACGGGUUUAACAUAGACAGACGGUCAGGAAUUCUCUCCGUUGGCAAACGACUGGACAGAGAGAAGCAGGAGAGGUACUCAUUCACUGUCAUAGCGAGGGACAAUGGCUCCACGUCCCUGCAGAGCAAUGUCACUGUCAGGCUAAUCGUCCAGGACCUUAAUGACAACAGCCCAGCUUUCACACACCCUGAGUACAACUUCUAUGUGCCUGAGAACCUGCCUCUCUAUGGAACCGUGGGCUUAAUCACAGUGACGGACGCAGAUGCUGGAGAUAAUGCGAUUAUAACCCUGUCUGUUUUGAACGGGAAAGAUAAUUUCAUCAUCGACCCUCAAACCGGUGUGAUCAAACCCAAUAUCACCUUUGAUAGGGAGCAGCAAAGCUCCUACACAUUUAUGGUCAAAGCUGUUGAUGGGGGGCAACCUCCAAGCUCCUCCUACGCCAAGGUCACUAUUAAUGUAGUCGACGUGAACGACAAUCGCCCUGUGUUCGUCAUCCCGUCCUCCAAUUACUCAUAUGACCUAGUGCGAAUCACCACCACCCCUGGUGCUGUGGUCACCAGAGUGUUUGCCAUUGACAAUGACACAGGUAUGAAUGCUGAGCUGCAGUACAGCAUUAUCAGCAGCAUCAUCAUCACAUCUAGGGUCUCCCCUCGAGGUCUCUUUGCCAUCGACAAAACAACGGGUAACAUAACACUGCAGGAGAAAAUAGUGGCAGCUGAUCAGGGGCUGCAUAGGCUGGUAGUCAAGGUCAAAGAUCUAGGCCAGCCUGAGUCAUUACACGCCAUCGCACUUAUUCACUUGUUUGUCAAUGACACUGUGUCAAACGCUACCUUUAUCCAAGAGCAGCUUCGAAAAAGUAUGGAGACACCCUUGGAUCGUAACAUAGGGGACAGUGAGGUAACACCUCAAGCCAACGGAUACGUGAUUGUUGUGAUAGCAAUCAUAGCAGGGACCAUGACUGUCAUCUUGGUGAUAUUUGUGACUGCCUUGGUGCGGUGCAGACAGACACCCAGACACAAAGUGGUGCAGAAGGGCAAGCAGAGUGGCGAGUGGGUGUCACCCAACCAAGACAACCGUCAGAUCAAGAAAAAGAAGAAGAGAAAGAAGCGAUCCCCCAAGAGUCUCCUCUUGAACUUUGUGACCAUAGAUGAAUCCAAGCCUGACGACCCCACACAUGAGCAUGUUAAUGGCACACUGGAUCUCCCUGUGGAGUUAGAGGAGCAAACCAUGGGGAAGUACAACUGGGCCACCACGCCCACCACCUUCAAACCCGACAGCCCAGAUUUAGCCAAGCAUUACAAGUCCGCGUCCCCUCAGCCUACAUUUCAAAUCAAACCGGAGACUCCAGUGGCCCCAAAGAAACACCAUGUGAUCCAGGAGCUCCCCUUGGACAACACGUUCGUGGUGGGCUGUGACUCACUCUCCAAGUGCUCAUCGACUAGCUCCGACCCGUACAGUGUCUCAGAGUGCAGCUGUCAGGGGGGAUUCAAGACUGCGGGGCAAAUCACCACCCGACAGAACCUGAGCCAGACACCGGAGAAGUCUUUUAACUCGCCGCCCCCCAUUUGUCCUCAUAAGGAGGCCUGUCAACUUGGCAAGAUAACCUCUGUGAAUACCCAGCGCCGCGUGACGUUCCAUCUUCCAGACGGUUCCCAGGAGAGCUGCAGUGACAGCGGACUGGGAGACCCGGAACCUAGCAGCACAGCCAGCACCACCCAGCCUCUUCCCCUCAGCUUCCCCCAGGAGGAGUACUAUGAGCAAACAUCACCUAACAGCCGCACCGAGGGAGAUGGGAACUCAGACCCUGAAUCUACCAUCGAGGUGAACUUGCAGAAAGCCUUGGCUGAGGCCUCUGAGACCUGUACCCAGGAGUGUCUGAUACUGGGCCACUCCGACAGCUGCUGGAUGCCCCCAGCCCUGGCCCAGUUCCAGGGUUCUGGCAACAACAGCCCCACCUCCACCCCUAUCACCACUGCAAUCGCCGGUACAAUGCCCUCCUUUGGCUUCCAGCAGAGCUGCGCCCGGGGAGCCAAAGCUAACAUGAUGAGCAUGGGGGUCAUGGAUGGUCGCCAUACCCUGGGCAGGUCUGUGCCCAAAAAAGAUGAACUGGACAAAGGGAUCAGCCGCCCGCAGUUCUACAACACCCUGGAUAGACACUGCAGUAAGAAGGAGGACCCCGUCAAGGUCAUCCCCCUGGCGAGCUUCUCCUCCCCCGGGCAGCAGACGCCCGGUGGGGGUAGCAGCUCUUUCUUACACGAGCACCAGCUGUAAGAGUGAAAGACAGAUCUCCAUCACCCUGACAUACAUGUGACUCAGUCCAUAGACGGCUUGUUGUCAGUGACUUUAUGAGCAGUAUGUAUGCGUACGCGUGGAGGUAUGCAUCAUUUGAAUAACUUUGUCCAGCUCCAGCUCAGUUUUACUAAUGAAGACAUCCGAGAAUGGAUUCGAUCACGAUGUUGUUGUUCAGACAAAAUCACCUCGGAUCAGUCUGACAGAUUACGCAUUUGAAAGGAAAUGUAGGUUUUAACACAGCAGGCCCAUGUAUAAUACAUAAAGGUAGUUCUAUACCAAAGUAGUUCCAUCACAGAAAAAAAAAGAAGAAUUUUUUGCUUUCAGUUCGGUGAUGUUUGCUUAGUGAUAAGAAAGGGCAGUGUACGCUUUAAGCUUCGGGCCCAGCUUAGUGGAACUGUGUCCUUAAAGACCAUUUAUUUGCGCAGAAACACUUGCAAAUACAGUGCUUUGUGUUGAGUGGGCUAAAUCAGGCUAAAUGUUAAUUAUGAGCUCUGGGUGGAUGGUGUUUCUGUUAAGUUCUAGUGAAGUAUUGCUCUGUAUAACACGCAGCACAAACUCCUUUGGUGGUAGAAGAUGUUUCUUUUGUCUCGUCUGAACGUGUUUCAGAAGUCUAUUUUGGUCAGGGGACUGCAGAAGGAUAAAAAAAAAAGUCUACAAAGCAUAACCAGGCCAAUGGUAGACAACACCGGUAAUCUUUUGCAUUCUACAUUCUCACCGUGGACCAGCACACAAAAUAUAACAGAAAAAAAAACAACAAAAAAAAAACUCCUGCACAUACACACACACACCCAAGAUGUUUUCCAUAUGGUGGUUGCUCCAUCUCUGCCAACUCUAUUAAGAAAAUGUUCACUCCUUGCAUUAUCUCAGCAGCUUAGCCUUGAAAGGCGCAGACAGAUGCGCUUUGGAAAUGUACCCUUUGUUUCCUUCCCUUUGUUUCUAUUUCUCACAUUUUGCUGCUCAGAAACACUCGCAUAAUAACAGCUAUGGAGCCAAUUAUGAAAUUCUCAGUCUAAUUACUUUGAUGUGUGAUCUCAGUAGCGACCCUUAUUGUGGUUUGGAGGUCUGGAAUGGUUCUCUUGGCUAGCCAGAAACUUGCUCUGCACGUGCCGAGGCAAUGAAAAGGUGACAAGCGCUCGGAAAAUAGCAGCUUGAAAAGCUCCCUCAUUUCCAAUCAUAUCAUUAAUAUCACCUAUUGUUCUUGCUAUUAAUUACCACUGUGUGUUGUCAUACAAGUCCAUUUGGCUGCAAAGUUUCUAUUAACAGUUUUUACAACAGUGUGUGUUGACACUGGGAUAAUAGACCAGGGUGCAAGAAUUUCUCUGGAGCCCUGAGUCUUACUGAAUUAUUGAUGUGAAUGUUUUUUUGCAGUUAUCAUAAGGGUAGGCAUUGGCACCAUUUGAAAGGACCUCCCUGCUGCAUCACUGCCUGUGUGUGUAAAUCGGACUGAUGAUGAUAACUACUUCAGACUAACUUGCUGCUGUAACAGAUUGGGUGCAGGAUAAUCUAUUGCUACAGCAAUAAGUGACUUUGCUGAUAUCCAUUUUUCUCUCCUGUAACAUCCAAGCCAGGUGUCUACAUCAUCAGGUAUAUGAUUCAUGCGGUUCAUUUUCUUGUACCAUCUUGCAAAUUGGGAACAGGCCUAAAUCUAUAAUGCAACGUGGCAUUCUCGAGGGGAAGGCGCAAGGCAAAUUGUGUUUGCAUGCUCUUAGCCGCCGCACCUAUUCUCUCUGAUAGUUGGGGUCAGGACUCUUAUCAUUAUAAAGAGGAUUUAUCUGAGAGUCAGUGAAAUGAUCACUUAAAGGAACACUGUGUCAAGGACACGGAAAAAGGGGCAAUUCAAUUUCACCUCAGUCAAUUACCAAAAUGAAUCUAAUUCAAAACAAGCAACUUAAAUAAAUUCUCCUGCAGUAUAAACAUACCCCGGCUUGGGAAUCCAAUUUCAGCUCAUUUAAUACCACUCUUUCUCCCCCCCAUCACUUUCCAUCAUUGAUACUUUGUCAUGUAUCACCAAACGGUUGAAACAAUACAUAUUUAAUCAAAAGGAGCACAUAUCAAAGGGAGCAUACAUCAAGAUGUCACUGAAAAUCUGAAUUUUAUCACUCUGACAAAUGCAAAUCCAACACUUGUUUUUAUUUUUACUCCAAAUGCCGCCUCAAAAUAAAAUCCUUUCAGUGUCUGUUUACAAUUAUGUGGGGAAAAGUAGGGCAAAGAAAUUCCUGGUUGGAUGUUUUCCAACAAAAAUAAAGCUGAAAAAUAACAAUUAAGUUCUUAAAAAAAAAAAAAAAAUCCCCAUUUUACAAGUACAGAGAUGAUCUGCUGCUGUUGGGAAAAAUGUGCCCUUCCUCAUAUCACAGAGGGAGAGAUAUCCAUGACAUGAAUACGGAAUAAUACACUGUCACACUGUAUUUUUAAAAAAAUGUGAUUGUUUGAAAUAAUUUAUCUGAUCACACGUGUACAGUAAGCACAAUAUUACCUUUCUGUAACCCUCACUGUGUUUGACUCUGCCUACAUAACUCCUGUGUAUUGUAAUGUUGCAGCAGCUACAUUAAUUGAAAGACUACUUCUAGUGGGAGUAGAAGAAUAACUGCAUGAAUGUACAUCUGUAGGAUGUUGCUUUUGAUACCGACAUGACUUUUUUUGUCUGCUGCGGUCCUAUUUUGUUCAAUUAUGCAAUUCUAGAGGUAAAAGAAGUGUUUUUAUUUAUUUAUUUCUCCAACAAAGAGCAUACCAUACGAAUGUGCAUUUGUUUUUUUUUAUUAUUUUGGAGGGGCUCCCCUGAGUAAGUGGUGUUCCUCUGUAUCAAAGGUUUUCAUCUUUAACAGUGAAAUUGACAAAAAGUGGAGGGUGAUGAUCACGGGUUUUCACUUUGCAUGAUUCUGCUCUCACUGUCCCAUUUUUCUAACUCCCUCUGCCCUCAAAGUAAGGUUACUAUACAUACAACUGAUUGCUUUUUUUUAUUUUUCAGAAUUUUUCUAUUCAAAAACUUGUGUCACGAUUACCAUGUCAAGGUGUGUCAUGAUUUGCAUGAACUGUUUGGACCUCCACAAGGCGUUUUCUAACACCUGACUGUGUGAUUCAUGCAUCCAUCAUUAGAUUCAGUGUCAGUAUUGAUGUUUACUGCUCUACCUGUUUGUCUGUCUUAUGGAACUAAACAAAUGUUACACGGUGUACACAUUCGAACUCUGUGACGUGUGCGUGCCACUUAUGCCUCCGCGUACACACAAAUAUCUAUACCGUCAGGUAAACUGGAUUUUAAACUGUACAUAGCAGUACCCCUGAGAACUAGUAAUAACGAUUACACACUGGAAAGACACAUACAGUAAAGACCACAGGCUAAAUACUGGAAUUCGCUUUGUUGAUAAAAAGGAAAAAGGGAAAACAUAAGAAGUGAUGAGAUGACAAUCUCGCUUGUAAUGUAAAUGGAUACAUAUGCAUAAUAUUGACGAGAGUGUGUCUGAAUGUGUUUAUAGGUGAUCUUGUAUGUUUGUGAGGGGAGAGUGUGUGUGUCUCCUUGCAUGUAUGAGCGUGCGUGUGUGUGUGUGCACAUAUGUGUGUACUGGCAUGCACCUUGCCAGGAUAUUUUAUGUACACAAAUGUAUCUUGUACAAAAACUAUAUCAAAAUAUGAUAUAAGACUUAAGUAUAUGCUUGUAAAUCAGUCAUCGGUGAGUCAGGUUGAGUUUUGCUUUGGGAGAAGGCUUCAAUGCUUGCCAGCGAAUCUGUAUUGGUCAGUUAAAGCUAUACAGUCUGUGUUGUCAUGCCUUUGUAAGAUAUCCCAUUUAAAUCUAUGAAAAAAAUGACCUUCAAUAUGGUGAAAUGAUUUUUCUUGUCAUUGAAUUUUACUUCAGCCAUUAAAUAUUGAGUCCUCAAAGUACA